Messenger RNA from Colletotrichum fioriniae, 186 nucleotides. NCBI's taxonomy places the organism in Eukaryota, Fungi, Ascomycota, Sordariomycetes, Glomerellales, Glomerellaceae. The record is from RefSeq and is a predicted model, not a curated record.
AUGUUCCGUCUGGACUUCUUGUUGGCCAAAGAGGCGGAGAGGAUGAUUAGUGAACGCAAAGAAAUGGCUGAGGACGCUAUUCUCGGCCCCGAAACUGAAUGGAGACCCCUGAGAGUGGUGUUCUACAACAGUUCGAUUGCUUUCGAAGAUGGGCCACUCCGCAAGGCAUGCGAGCACGAGAUGUGA